This is a messenger RNA of Phytophthora infestans T30-4, 531 nucleotides long. RefSeq lists its product as uncharacterized. Gene Ontology annotation, molecular function: phosphatidylinositol binding. Lineage: Eukaryota; Oomycota; Peronosporomycetes; Peronosporales; Peronosporaceae. The transcript has a single exon. The record is from RefSeq and is a predicted model, not a curated record. Bases 1 to 531 code for a protein of 176 amino acids.
AUGUACAAGGUGAUUCGCCAAAACCCAAGCUCUAAGCACGCCGUGGCGCGUCCACAAUGGGACCCCGUUGUCUCUCUGAGCAAGAUCGACCACGUGGAGAUCCACCACACUCGCGUUCGAGACGGUGUCGUGUUCUACAAGGUCGAAGUGUAUCUCAAACCACCAACGGAUUUGCCAUUAACGCACAAAGAACCGGACUACGUUGUGAUGCGUCGAUUCAGCGACUUUGACUUGCUCCGUCGACAUGCAGCGCAGCACGCUCGCUGUGAAGUCGUCGGUGCGUGUCGCUACUGCGACCGCUUUCGAUGGUUCAUGCUGCACUGCUACAAGCAGCCAAAGACGAUCGUCAAGCUCUGCACAAGUGUGGAAACGAGGAGGAAGAUACUAGAGAGAUUUUUAAAUCGGAUGAUCGACUUGGCCGUCGCAGACGAGAGAGCAGCGCUGGGAGCUCCGCGCAUAUGUCAAUGCCCUGGAGCUCGCGCUAUUCCAAUCCUUGUCGACCAAUUCAUGCGCAAACGAAACGUAGUGUGA